CGCGCGAGAGGAAGGCGGGUUCCCAUUGGCGGACCGUGAAGCGAAGGGGGGAAGGCGGGGGGGAGAAGCGUCUAGUUCCCCUCAGGCGAAGCCCCGCCUCCCUUUCCUGUGAGCGCCCUUCGCGAGGAAGAAGAAGGAGGAGGUCUUUCGGGGGGAGAGAGAGAGAGAGAGGAGUAUUUAUACCUCGCCCUUCUCGCCCCGAAGGGGACUCAGAGCGGCUUUACCGAAUACACACACGGCAAACGUCCAAUUCCUGAUUCUACAGUUAACAAGGACAGACAACACAGACAGAGGGAUCGUGCUUGGUCUGACCUCUCUGCCAUGACGUUCCGUCUUGGGUGGCCCUGCACGGUAUAGCCCAUGGCUUCAUUGAGGCACUCAAGCCUCAGCACCACGUCAAGGUAACCUCUGAAUGAACCUUGUGAAGAACACUUUGCCCUUUUUUAACAUCUGAAAUGAAAGUACACAGCACUGACAAAAAGAAGAAAUAAGUUGGAGAAAUUAUAUUUCAAGCUACAUACCUGUGUAUUCAAGGAGGCAAGGGAGAUGUGUGCUGUAAGAAGAGGAGCUUCGUAAAGAGAAAUGAAGACUCCAGCAAGGCAAAGACUGUUUAGUAGUAAAUAAUUGGGAAUUUCUGGCAUCAUAAUUGAAUAAUAAAUGUUAAAGAAUGGAAAAUUCCUUGUCAAAACCAAACACGAGGGAGAAGUUACAUAAUUGUGUUAAUUGUGGGAAAUGUUUCAUUGGAAGAUAUUUUCUUACUAAACAUCAACAAACUCACACAGGAGAGAAACCAUAUAUAUGUGUGGAAUGUGGAAAGAGCUUCAGUCAGAGUGGACAUCUGCAUAUCCAUCAAAUGACCCAUGUAGGGGAGAAGCCACAUAAAUGCCUGGAAUGUAGAAAGAGCUUCAGUCAGAGUGGAGAUCUGCGUAACCAUCAAAGGACCCACACAGGGGAGAAGCCACAUAAAUGCAUGGAAUGUGGAAAGAGCUUCAGUCAGAGUGGAAAUCUGCGUUCCCAUCAAAGGAUCCACACAGGCGAAAAGCCACAUAAAUGCAUAGAAUGUGGAAAGAGCUUCAGUGAGAGAGGAAAGCUGCGUAUCCAUCAAAGGACCCACACAGGGGAGAAGCCACAUAAAUGUAUGGAAUGUGGAAAGAGCUUCAGUCAGAGUGGACAUCUGCGUACCCAUCAAAGGAUCCACACAGGCGAGAAGCUACAUAUAUACGUGGAAUGCGGCAAGAGCUUCAGUAAGAGUGGACAUCUGCGUACCCAUCAAAGGAUCCAUACAGAGGAGAAGCCACAUAAAUGCAUGGAAUGUGGAAAGAGCUUCAGUCGCAAUACAAGUCUGAAUAUCCAUCAAAGGACCCACACAGGAGAGAAGCCAUAUAAAUGCCUGGAAUGUGGAAAGAGCUUCAGUAAGGGUGGACAUCUGCGUUCCCAUCAAAGGAUCCACACAGGGGAGAAGCCACAUAUAUGCAUGGAAUGUGGAAAGAGCUUCAUUCAGAGUGGAGAUCUCCAUACUCAUGAAAGGAUGCACACAGGAGAGAAGCCACAUAAAUGCGUGGAAUGCGGCAAGAGCUUCAGUAUGGGUGGACAUCUGCGUACCCAUCAAAGGAUCCACACAGGGGAGAAGCCACAUAAAUGCAUGGAAUGUGGAAAGAGCUUCAGUGAGAGUGGAAAUCUGCGUAAUCAUCUAAGGACCCACACAGGAGAGAAGCCACAUAAAUGCCUGGAAUGUGGAAAGAGCUUCAGUCGUAGUGGACAUCUGCGUUCCCAUCAAAUGAUCCACACAGGGGAGAAGCCACAUAAAUGCAUGGAAUGUGGAAAGAGCUUCAGUGAGAGUGGAACGCUGCGUAUCCAUCAAAGGACCCACACAGGGGAGAAGCCACAUAAAUGCAUGGAAUGUGGAAAAAGUUUCAGUGAAAGUGGAACGCUGCGUAUCCAUCAAAGGACCCACACAGGAGAGAAGCCAUAUAAAUGCCUGGAAUGUGGAAAGAGCUUCAGUACGAGUGAUCAUCUGCGUACCCAUCACAGAAUCCAUACAGGGGAGAAGCCACAUAAAUGCAUGGAAUGUGGAAAGAGCUUCAGUGAGAGUGGAAAGCUGCGUAUCCAUCAAAGGACCCACACAGGGGAGAAGCCACAUAAAUGCAUGGAAUGCGGAAAGAGCUUUAGUCAGAUUGGAGAUCUCCGUAUCCAUCAAAGGACCCACACAGGGGAGAAGCCACAUAAAUGCAUGGAAUGUGGAAAGAGCUUCAGUGAGAGUGGAACGCUGCGUAUCCAUCAAAGGACCCACACAGGGGAGAAGCCACAUAAAUGCAUGGAAUGUGGAAAAAGUUUCAGUGAAAGUGGAACGCUGCGUAUCCAUCAAAGGACCCACACAGGAGAGAAGCCAUAUAAAUGCCUGGAAUGUGGAAAGAGCUUCAGUACGAGUCAUCAUCUGCGUACCCAUCACAGAAUCCAUACAGGGGAGAAGCCACAUAAAUGCAUGGAAUGUGGAAAGAGCUUCAGUGAGAGUGGAAAGCUGCGUAUCCAUCAAAGGACCCACACAGGGGAGAAGCCACAUAAAUGCAUGGAAUGCGGAAAGAGCUUUAGUCAGAUUGGAGAUCUCCGUAUCCAUCAAAGGACCCACACAGGGGAGAAGCCACAUAAAUGCAUGGAAUGUGGAAAGAGCUUCAGUCAGAGUGGAAAUCUGCGCACCCAUCAAAGUAUUCACUCAGGGAAGAAGACACAUAAAUAAAAGAAGUGCAUAGAAGCCAGAAUGGAUGUCCAAAGAACUUCUAACUAGGCUACGACUCAAAAGAGACAUGAAGAAGAAGUGGAAAAGGGGAGAAAUCGCCAAAUGAUAGAAUCAUAGAGUUGCAAGAGACCUCAGGGGGCAUCUAGUCCAACUCCUGCCAAGAAGCAGGAAAUUGUAUUCAAAUCACCCCCAAGAGAUGGCCAUCCAGCCUGUUUAAAAGCAUCCAAAGAAGGAGCCUCCACCACACUCAGCGGCAGAGAGUUCCACUGCUAAACAGCUCUCACAAUUAGGAAGUUCUUCCUCAUGAUCAGGUGGAAUCUCCCUUCCUGUAGUUUAAAGCCAUUGUUCUGCAUCCUAGUCUCCAGGGCAGCACAAAACAAGCUUGCUCCCUCCUCCCUAUGACUUCCCCUCACGCAUUUGUACAUGGUUAUAGACCCAAACAACUCCUGUCCCGCCAACCUCACGUCGAUCCCAGCCAAAAUUCUGGAAAAAAUCAUUAAGUUAGUGGUUCACAAACAUUUAGAAUGUAAUGCGGUCAUUGUUAAUACUGCAGUCAGCAUGGAUUUCUCAUAAAUAAGUCAUGCCAGGCUAAUCUGAUUUCUUUUUUCGAUAGAGUUACAAGCUGGUUCGAUGCAAGGAACCCAUGGAUGUAGCAUAUCUGGAUUUCAGUAAGGCUUUCGACAAGGUCCCUCAUGACCUUCUGGCAAACAAACUAGUCCAAUGUGUGCUAGGCAAACCUCCAGUUAUUAUUAUUAUUUAUUCAUUUUUAUCCCAGUUUUCUCCUGUGGGUGGGAUUCAAAGAAUUUCUCCUGUCGUGGGAUUCAUUAAGUUUGCAGACGACACCAAACUGGGAGGGAUAGCUAACUCCAGAAGACAGGAGUAGAAUUCAAAACGAUCUUGACAGAUUAGAGAUGGGCCGAAACUAACAAAAUGAAAUUCAACAGGGACAAAUGCAAGAUACUUCACUUAGGCAGAAAAAAAUGAAAUGCAAAGAUAUAGAAUGGGGGACGAUGCCUGGCUCGACAGCAGUACGUGUGAAAAAGACCUUGGAGUCCUCGUGGACAACAAGUUAAACAUGAGCCAACAAUGUGAUGCGGCAGCGAAAAAAGCCAAUGGGAUUUUGGCUUGCAUAAAUACGGGUGUAGCGUCUAGAUCCAGGGAAGUCCUGCUCCCCUCUAUUCUGCCUUGGUCAGACCACACCUGGAAUCACACUGUGUCCAAUUCUGGGCACCGCGGUUGAAGGGAGAUGUUGAUAAGCUGGAAAGCGUCCAGAGGAGGGCAACUAAAAUGAUUAAGGGUCUAGAGAAUAAGCCCUAUGAGGAGAGGCUUAAAGAGCUGGACAUGUUUAGCCUGCAGAAGAGAAGGCUGAGAGGAGACAUGAUAGCCAUGUACAAAUACGUGAAGGGAAGUCCUAGGGAGGAGGGAGCAAGCUUGUUUUCUGCUGCCCUGCAGACUAGGACACAAUGGAACAAUGGCUUCAAACUACAGGAAAGGAGAUUCCACCUGAACAUCAGGAAGAACUUCCUCACGGUGAGAAGUGCUGUUCGGCAGUGGAACUCUCUCCCCCGGACUGUGGUGGAGGCUCCUUCUUUGGAGGCUUUUAAGCAGAGGCUGGAUGGCCAUCUGUCGGGGGUGCUUUGUAUGAGAUUUUCCUGCUUCUUGCAGGGGGUUGGACUGGGUGGCCCAUGAGGUCUCUUCCAACUUUACUAUUCUAUCGUUCUAUGAGGCAUUCAACAUAAAAAAUUCAUACAAAUAGAUACAAGCACGAUACAUAGUCAAUUAAAACAUCAUAUCCUGAUAUAAAAACCCAAUUAACAUAUCAAAUAAAGCAAUAUUUAAGAAUGUACAGCAAACACCAUUUAAAGAUAUCCAUAACCUCUGGCCACUGAAGUUAUUUGUCAAAUAUUAUCAAAAUAUUUAUCAGACUGGCAGUGCCUAUUAUCAUUCAUCUGAGAAGGCCUGGCUCCACAGAAAGGUUUUAAUAACCCAUAGGAAUAGCAAAUGUAAAUAACAACUGCUCAAAAUAUUGCUGGAGAGGAUGCCAAGAAUCGGGAACAUACAUACAUAUGUGGUGGCUGUGUCAAUAUGUAAAUAAUUUCUGGGGAAAGGUAUUUAGAGAGAUAGAAGACAUAAUGAACAUUUCAGUAGAAAGAAGUCUUAGCAUGGCUUUAUUAUCAUUCUAUAAUAGUAAACAGUUGAAUAAAGAGGACAAAGAUGCAGAAACAACCUUAUUAAACCUUGCAAGAGUGCUUAUAGCAAAGAAUUGGAAAAGGGAGAUAAAUAUAGAGAUAGAAGAAUGGUAUAAGGAAGUAUGGAAACUGGGGAGAAAUGAUAGGUUGAUAUGGAAAUUGAAAGUUAAACGAGGGAUAUGGAAACAAAGUGAUUGUGAUGAUGUCUGGAGAAAAUGUAUUGGAAGAGGAUUCAAAAAGAAAGAGGGAAAAUUACCUCCAGAAGAGGAAAUAAAAUGGAAUUUUAGACAGAUGAUAAAUAAAAGAAGUUUCUUGGGGGAGGGAGCACGGUGGUGAGGGAAAUAAAAUCUGUAUAAACGUGAAAAUAACAGUAGGUGUCACAUGUUAAUGUAUUGUGGAUUGUAGUGAAUCUUAUGUGGCUGCUGUAGAACAAAGGAUGUAUGAAAAAGUUUAAAAAUUAAUAAUAAAUCUUUGUAAUUUGUAUAAACAUGCUGGUGGGCCGGAGUUCUCCCCAAGCCCCCUCCCUGCCCGGAGGACUGGCUGCCCAGAGAAGAAGAGAGCUUCUCCCUCCGGCCACACCCACCUCCCACUUCCGCUCUUCCUUCCUCUCCGCAACACACCAACACUGGACUGUGGUGGAGGCUCCUUCUUUGGAGGCUUUUAAACAGAGGCUGGAUGGCCAUCUGUCGGGAGUGCUUUGAAUGAGAUUUUCCUACUUUUUGGCAGGGGGUUGGACUGGAUGGCCCACGAGGUCUCUUCCAACUCUAUGCUUCUAUGAUUCUAGAGCGACAACUGGGUCAUUUCCUGUCCUCUGGAGGGAAGAAUGGGAGGGACUUGUAUGUGCCCUUCCCUGCUACCUGCCAUUUGUGAGUGGCCUUGCCGUAACUGUCGUCGGAUGUCAUCCAUCGCCAUCCUUGUUGUAUAAAGUUCUUACUGUGUUUGUGAGUAUCUUUGUAUAUUAAAUAGUUAUGAGUAGCGAAUAAAUCAAGGAUAGAACCUCCAAGGAUUUUGCAUUAAAGUCAGAACUCUGGAGUGUUUAUUCAAAGAGAUGAGCUACUUUACAAGGCCAGAGGCCAUGAAACUGGGACCAGGACUCUGCCGUGUUUUGGGGGUUGGAAUCAUCUACUUGCCUAUGAGACAGUCUGUCCCACUACGUAGAUGGAGGAGGCCAUGAGAGGAUUGAAUUUACAUGGCUACCUAGCAGGGGUGUUGUGUGUGUUCUUACUCUGCUUCUCCUUUUCUUCCUCCCCUCGCCAACACUGACCAGUUGUGCAGGCCUCACCUAAACAAUAGAAAGCAUUAGCCGAAGGUAAGAGCAGUUCAGUCGUGGAGAAUGCUCCUACUGGUGAAAUGGCAGACAAAGGUUUGAGGCAAUGAGACAAAGAGAGUUCCAGUGGCUGUAGAAAAAUGACGUCUUUAUUCUCAAUGGCCAAUGAGAAUACAGCAAUAAAGAAAAAGGAGACCUUCUUCUGUAAUCAGGAAAGCGAAGGUAACUUAGACAAAGAAACACAGAUCCUUAUAUACUAUUUUGGCCUGCCUCUAUCUACGUCACACAGGUAUUAUCAAUCACCAAUUAAUGUCAAAAAAGUCUUACUGGGCACUUAACUAAAAGCUUAUCUUUGCAUUUUCCUAAAAUAUAGACUACUUUCAAGACCUCCAUUAGGUGUUAUCUUUGGAAUCCUCGCCUCAUCCAUUAGGGAUUCUCAUUAAUUAAGGAGAAUCCCCUUAUCUCAGCUGUCAGAGACCUAUUAGCACUGGAAUUCUCGUCUCAUCAAUUAGGGGUUCUCAUUAAUUAAGGAGAAUCCCAGUUAUCUUAGCUGUCAGAGACUUAAUGGCACUCCCCUCAUGGCGCCAGGUCUUAUCUUGACAUCCCAAAAAAGCCUUAAUUUGCCUUUUGUCCAUUAGCUUAUCUAUUCUGGUUGAUACUUAACAUGUCUCAGUGAACUUUGGUCUUGCUAUGGGUAGACAGUUAUUUUGCUGAGCAGAGUGUAGUUUUUAAGGCUAGCACACAAUCUGCUGGUGAUUACAUUUCUCUUAUAUCUAUUUCUUUAACAUGAUUACAUUCAAUAUAUGGUUUCCAAUACAAGUAUUAUAUUUUCCCAAUACACCUUUAUCACUGGGAGUCAACAAGAGUCUCAUCUAAAGAAACAGCAUGGUCUUCUGUUGGGGGUGCUUUGGUUGUUUCUUCUGGCAUGGUCUGAAGGUGAUUAGCUCCUCAGCACACAAGAAAAUCUGAUUGUGAGGAGGAGGAAGAGGAAGAGAUGUGUGUUCUUUAGCCUUAAAACCACUGGAUCAGCCUGGCGCCUCCUUGCCCCCCCUCCCCCCUGCCAGGAAGGAGCAGUAGCGAGAGGGAGAGUCAGCCGUGAAGGCGCGGGCGGGUCUGCCUGGAGACCGGUGACGCGGUGAGAUGGAACUCGAUUCCCAUUGGCAGGUCCCGGGAAGGACCAUUAGUGACAGGACGGCGAAGAAAACCCUCCGGGGGAGUUUCUGCCCGGAGACCGAUGACGUAGAAGAUGAAGGCGAAUUCCUAUUGGCGGAUCCUGGGCAUUGGGAAGAAAGGGAAGAAGGCGGGGAAGGAGGAAACAUAAAUAAUGCAAAUGACAACAAUCAAGAGAUGUUUCCCGCCCUUUCCUUCUUGCUCUGACAGCCUGUCUCCGUCUCAGUCUCAUUCUCUGGGGCUGCAGUGCCGUUCAACUACCGAGAAGCCCCGCCUCUCUGUGGGUCUCCUGCCCGCGGCCGCCAUGUUUGGUCCGGGAGGAAGUCCAGCGAGAGGGGACGCCUGCGCUUCCUAGAGAGGCCGGGGAGUCCCGUGAUGGGCGGUGAGGGGGUGGAAAUCAGCGGCCUUUCGGGGAGAAGAGGAGGUCAGGGCGGGGGUGUUGGGCCCCGCGUUUCCCCCUUUGGCACUGCUGACAGGCCUCCCUUCCUCCCUUCCUUCGGGGCUUCGCGAGGGAGCUGUCUGUCUGCCCCGGAGAGGCUGCGGCCUGCUCUGCCCUCAAGGUAACGGCGGCGCCCCUGUGCAUGCGCAUCCCCCACCCCCAGAGGAAACGCAGGUGGCCCCCCUUGAGCUGGAUUCCGUGGCCGAGGAGACUCGAGUUAUCUCUGCCCUCUGGUCCCCGGGAUAUUCUUAUAUUUAUCUUAUACAGUAGAGUCUCACUUAUCUAAGCUAAACGGGCUGGCAGAAGCUUGGAUAAGCGAAUAUCUUGGAUAAUAAGGAGGGAUUAAGGAAAAGCCUAUUAAACAUCAAAUUAGGUUAUGAUUUUACGAAUUAAGCAAAACAGUUUGAGUUUAAUUCACUCUACUGCUUAAAACAUAUAGUGCAGGGUUGAGCUUUUACUCAUAUAUGCACAAGUAACAAAAUAGAGUUCAAUUCACUCUUUUGCAUCUUUCUAUAACAAUAUUAUAGUUGCGCAGUGUGCUGCAAGUAGUUGUCUUCUUUUGCUUUUCUGCAUAUGAGGAGGAGGUUGGUAAGUAGAAAUGAGAGAAGUCUCUGAUAUGAGAAAUGUUUGUUGCAGGGAACAAAACCAACCUCUGUACACGGCAUUCAUUGACCUUGCAAAGGCAUUCGACACAGUGAAUCACAGUGCUCUCUGGAUCAUCCUCCAAAAAAUCAGGUGCCCUAACAAAUUUGUGAACAUCCUGCGGCUCCUCCAUGAUGACAUGAUGGCAACAGUCUUGGACAGCAACGGCUCCCAAAGUGACCCACUUAAGGUGGAAUCGGGUGUCAAGAAGGGAUGUGUCAUUGCCCCCACCUUAUUUUCCAUCUUCAUCGCUAUGAUACUUCACCUUGUUGAUGGGAAGCUUCCAACCGGAAAUCAUCUAUCGGACAGAUGGCAAGCUAUUUAACCUCAGCAGACUGAAAGCCAAAACCAAGGUCACCACAACAUCUGUUAUAGAACUCCAAUAUGCUGAUGACAACAUAGUCUGGGCGCACUCAGAAGAAGACCUACAAGCCACUCUGAACACCUUCGCAGAAACAUACGAGAAGCUCGGCCUCUCACUGAACAUCGAGAAAACCAAAGUGCUCUUCCAACAGGCACCAGCUCAUCCCUCUGCAAAGCCAGGAAUACAGCUUAACGGUGUCACAUUAGAAAACGUUGACCAUUUCCGCUCCCUUGGCAGCCACCUCUCCACAAAAGUCAACAUCGACACUGAAAUACAACACCGCCUGAGCUCCGUGAGUGCAGCAUUUUUCAGAAUGAAGCAGAGAGUGUUUGAUGACCGGGACAUCCGUAGAGAGACCAAGGUGCUUGUUUAUAAAGCCAUUCCCCUCCCAACCCUGCUCUACGCCUGCGAAACAUGGACUGUCUACAGACGUCACACCAAACUCCUGGAGCGUUUCCAUCAGCGUUGCCUCAGGAAAAUCCUGCAAAUCCCUUGGGAAGACAGGCGGACAAAUGUCAGCGUGCUUGAGGAAGCAAAGUCCACCAGCAUUGAAGCCAUGCUCCUACGCCAUCAACUCCGCUGGACUAAAGGCCACGUUGUCCGAAUGCCCAAAGAUCACCGUCUCCCAAAGCUGUGGCGCAGACGGGAGAGCAAACCAGUUGCAAUUAACUGCAAUGAAUCACUGACCAGGAGGUCAUGAGUUCGAGGCCCGCUCGGAGCUAUGUUGUUUGUCACAAAGACCUAUGUUAAAAGGCAUUGAAUGUUUGCCUAUAUGUGUAAUGUGAUCCUCCCUGAGUCCCCUUCGGGGUGAGAAGGGCGGAAUAUAAAUGCUAUAAAUAAAUAAAUAAUAAAGCAGUUGCUCUACUCCGAACUCAAGAACGGGAAACGGAAUGUUGGUGGGCAGGAAAAGAGAUUUAAAGAUGGGCUUAAAGCCAACCUUAAAAACUGUGGCAUAGACACUGAGAACUGGGAAGCCCUGGCCCUUGAGCGCUCUAACUGGAGGUCAGCUGUGACCAGCAGUGCUGCGUAGUUCGAAGAGGCACGAAUGGAGAAACGUGCCAAGAGGAAGGAGCGUCAAGCCAACCCCCACCGGGACCGCCUUCCACCUGGAAACCGAUGUCCUCACUGCGGGAGAAUAUGCGGGUCAAGAAUCGGUCUCUUCAGCCACCUAAGAACCCACCCCCAAGAUGGAAGACAAUCGUCCUCGAACUACAAGGGAUCGCCUAAGUAAAGUCAUGUUUCUCCUUCUUUCUUCCCCUCAAUGGUAAUCCAUCUAGAGAGCUGCAAUCCUCCAGGAGACUCCCACAAGGUCACGGCUUCCUCCAUCAAAGUUUGCAAAAGUCGGCACUUCUCGUUGGCUUAUUUAUGUGUAGUCAGGUGAACUCCUGCCCUUAUUUUGAGAUCGUUGGAGGCACUGUUCUUGCUAAUGAUUAUGUCAUUUCGUCUGCUGCCAUUCCUAAACCGGAAGUCCAAGUCGAGGUCUUUGAAUAUCAAUUGUUUCUAACCAUACAUCAAUAUUGUUUGCCAAAUUAGAUGCUCUGAGGAAGGCCAGCUAAGUUCUACAAUUAGUCCUAGACAUAGGGCCAAGCAGGGCUGCAUACUGGCAAAGUAAAUAUUUCAUUACUUUUUUGUUAUGUAAUUGCACAAGGGAGGAAGCUUCCAGGCCCCCUUUCUCCCCUUUUUUUUUUUAGAACUAUCAGGAUGAAACUUGCUACUGUGGUAGAACACAUUUACCACUGUCUAGCCCCCCACCCACACACACACAGGUUUCAGAACUUUUCACUCAAUCACUGAUUUUGGGGAAUUGAAAAAAGUUUUUGUGAACAACACAUUUUUACAAAAACUACAAGAGCGAUUUCCUUGAAUUUCUAUUUUCAAUGAUACAACAUAACCAGGGCAUCAUUCCCACCAAGUUCCAUAAAUAUUUGCACAUCCACUGAUUUUUAGGGCAUUUUAAACAACUUAAAUUUAAUAGUACUAUUUCCCCAAAGGCCAUCCAGUCCAACUGCUAGGCUGAGUACUUUCUACCCUGUGCUUCUGCAUCCGUAUCUCUGUUUUUGUGGGCUCAGGGUAAAAGUUCACAUUUCAACUGACAAAGAGUCCUUCUCUCUGGACUUUCCACAGAUAUAUAUAAACCUUCCUUGCUUAGUUUCUCCAUACCUCACAACCUCUGAGGAUGUGGGCGAAACGUCAGGAGAGAAAACUUCUAGAACAUGGCCAGACAGCCCGGAAACCAUACAGCAACCCAGUUCACAUUACCUUUGUUUUUCUCUUUACAUUUGUUCUGCCUGAGGUUACAUACCGUUGUGGUAUAGGUUUUGGGCCUUCUCCGUGGUGACCCCCCGGCUCUGGAACUCACUCCCUAGAGAGAUUAGGCAAGCCCCCACCCUUUUAAUCUUUAGGAAGACCUUAAAAACUUGGCUCUUCCAACAAGCUUUUGGUGAAUGAUUUUCGCCCCUGUAAGGAUUAUCCUGGUGGUAUAUAUCUGUUGCACUUUAUUGCGCCAAAUUGCUAUGUGUGUGUGUGUAAAGAAAUCCUUGCAAAGUUGCUUGCAAAAGAUCUCUGCAAAAAGGGAGCUGAACUUUUUGCAGAGGCAAGCCACGCCUCAAACAAUGUAUCGGUUUGCUGGCAGAUGGCUGGUUUUGUCAGUUGGGAAUCUGAGCUUGCAGGGAGAGCACAGAAAAGACAGGCUCUCUAGCUAUGGUCAAGUAACAGUUUAAAUAUGCUAUGCUGUAUAUAUUGAUUGCUGAUUGAUUAAUUAUUGAUCCUAUGCAAGUACAAGGACAUUGUACGAUUGCUGAACUGUUUACUUAACUUCAACUCAACAAGUAAAGUUCCUUUGUUCUUUCAA
Anolis carolinensis (green anole) is the source of this 11656-nucleotide messenger RNA. Its product is annotated as zinc finger protein 658B. Bases 668 to 2734 code for a protein of 688 amino acids. Gene Ontology annotation, molecular function: RNA polymerase II cis-regulatory region sequence-specific DNA binding; DNA-binding transcription factor activity, RNA polymerase II-specific. Gene Ontology annotation, cellular component: nucleus. The record is from RefSeq and is a predicted model, not a curated record. The transcript has 4 exons. Lineage: Eukaryota; Metazoa; Chordata; Lepidosauria; Squamata; Anolidae. Gene Ontology annotation, biological process: regulation of DNA-templated transcription.